Pangasianodon hypophthalmus (striped catfish) is the source of this 1615-nucleotide messenger RNA. It is a transcript of the gene fbl, whose product is annotated as fibrillarin. Gene Ontology annotation, cellular component: box C/D methylation guide snoRNP complex; Cajal body; nucleolus. The record is from RefSeq and is a predicted model, not a curated record. The coding region runs from base 148 to 1104 and encodes 318 amino acids. Gene Ontology annotation, biological process: box C/D sno(s)RNA 3'-end processing; rRNA methylation. The transcript is spliced from 9 exons. Lineage: Eukaryota; Metazoa; Chordata; Actinopteri; Siluriformes; Pangasiidae. Gene Ontology annotation, molecular function: RNA binding; histone H2AQ104 methyltransferase activity; rRNA methyltransferase activity.
GGAAAGAAGCUGUGCGGAGACUCACAUGUGGUCGCGGGCGCGUGCACGUUGCUGAGUUCAUCCGGUGGCGCGGAGAAGAAGAAGAAGAAGCAGAAGAGAAAAAAAACUUCAUUUAUUCCACUUUAGUCUUUAUUUUUCACAUCAAACAUGAAGCCUGGUUUCAGCCCCCGCGGUGGAGGAGGUGGAGGUUGGGGUGGAUUCGGCGGACGAGGACGCGGCGGAGACAGAGGAGGACGCGGCGGGUUUAGAGGAGGACGAGGUGGUGGAGGUGGAGGUUUUAGGUCUCCGGGUGGUGACGGAGGAUUCCGGGGCCGUGGUGGAGGCAGAGGGACGCCGAGGGGACGCGGAGGCAGAGGAGCAGGAGGAAGAGGAGGGUUUAGAGGAGGAAGGAAAGUGACGGUGGAGCCGCACAGACACGAAGGGGUGUUUAUCUGCCGUGGGAAGGAAGACGCCCUGGUGACGAAGAACAUGGUGGUGGGAGAGUCCGUGUACGGCGAGAAGAGAAUCAGCGUCGAGGACGGAGAGACGAAGAUCGAGUACAGGGCGUGGAACCCGUUCCGCUCCAAGCUAGCGGCGGCGAUUCUGGGAGGAGUCGAUCAGAUCCACAUCAAACCCGGAGCCAAAGUCAUGUACCUGGGAGCGGCGUCGGGAACCACCGUGUCUCACGUCUCCGACAUCGUCGGACCCGAAGGUUUGGUGUACGCAGUGGAGUUUUCUCACCGCUCCGGCCGAGAUUUACUGAACGUGGCUAAAAAGAGAACCAACAUUAUUCCCAUUAUCGAAGACGCCAGACAUCCACACAAAUACCGCAUGCUGGUUGGGAUGGUCGAUGUGAUUUUCGCUGACGUUGCUCAGCCGGAUCAGACGCGUAUCGUCGCUCUGAACGCUCACAACUUCCUCAAAAACGGCGGCCAUUUUGUCAUCUCCAUCAAGGCGAACUGCAUUGACUCGACGGCGUCGCCCGAGGCCGUGUUCGCGUCCGAGGUCAAGAAGAUGAGCGCAGAGAACAUGAAACCUCAGGAGCAGCUCACGCUCGAGCCGUACGAGAGAGACCACGCCGUCGUCGUUGGGGUGUACAGGCCGCCUCCUAAACAGAAGAAAUGAAGACGCCGCGGUGUAAAUUUGCGUUUGGACGUUUUUCUGUUCCCGCUGAUCCUCCAGCUUUGACCACCGACUGAAACACACUGCUUUCUGCUUUCUCCAGCCGUGUGAGUGUGUGAGUGUGUGAGUGUGUGAGUGUGUGAGUGUGUGAGUGUGUGAGUGUGUGAGUGUGUGAGUGUGUGAGUUCGCUGGAGGUGAAGAACUUCCACAGUACAUCAGUGUUUUAUUAUCCUGUGCUGUUUCAGUAACUCGGCUCUCUCUGUGCUAAUCGUUAGCGUAAUCAGCGGCGUGACUCGAUCAGGAAGUUCUUACUGUGUAUUAUAGUAUAUUAAACCAUGAAAAGUUUGUUUUACUUUUUGUGAACGAUUUGCUUUUCAGCAUCUUUCUGCUUUCUUUGAUAUCCAAAAUUAUGUCUAGGGGGAAAAAGAAAAAUGUAGAUUUCUGUUGGUCAUGUGACUGUACAGACUGAUGUUUGGGUUUUUUUUUUUUAAUUAAAUAAUUUCAAACACCUUUA